AUGGACGAGGAUCAAGGCCAGCUGUCCGUCUUCUUGGCCUUCCGCGAGAAAUGCGACGCGCUGGAAGCCGCGAUCCAAGCUUUAAGUUCCAGAGAUUCCGGUUCCGUUGCUGAAUCUGCACAGUCGGGGAUCAACGGCGGGGAUGCUAGUCAGCAAGUUGGCGAUGCAGGAAGCACUCAACGGUUCGGAUUGAAUGCGGAUCAAGAGGCGGUGGCAGCGCUGCGCGAGGUGGAGGAGCUCGUAGCGCACUUCGCGCCGUCGGUCCCGAGGCGCGACGUGGAGCAGAUGACGUCACGCGUGGCCGCGCUUCGCGCCAACCUGGAAUCAGCUCGAUCCGCCUCAAAGCCCAAGAAACGAUUCGCCUUUUCCUCUAGAGGGCAGAAGAAAACCUUGCCAGAAAAUAAAGACGUCCCUAAUUCUCAGAAAUCUCUCGAGCAGCCUAAAUCUCUCUCGUCGCUACAGGCAGUGGAUGGUUGUCAGGUGGAGCAGGAAGGGGAUCGGAGGAGAACGGGAAUGGUGCCAUGGUCCUCCGUCGUUGAGCCAACAGCGGCAUCAGGAGGAGCCGCGGCGUCCGCAGCAGCAGCAGCAGCAGCAGCGCGCGGAGAAGCAGCGCCAGGAACAGCAUCAUCCACAGCAGCAUGGUUGGGAGCAGCAGGAGAAUCCGAUGCAUCUGCCGGAGUUCCAUCCGCCAUCACACCAAUCAGCUCCGCGCGCCCCUCUCUCUCCAUCUCCCACCGCUCCCACGAGCACAUUCAGAUCUCACCGGAGCAGCACAGACGCGGCGAGCUCACGUCGCAGCACCUCUCCCACUGCCACGUGUCCGUCCGAGGCGUCCUCUCCGCCGUCUUCCUCCGCCACGUGCGCGACUGCCACGUCAGCCUCUGCCCGGUGUCAGGAGCCUGCCACGUGGAGGACGCGUCAGGCAGCACUGUAGCCGUCGCGAGUCAUCAGUUGAGGAUACACCAGACAGAGCGCGCUGAUUUCUAUGUCCGCACGCGCAGCAGGCCGCUUAUAGAGCACUCUAAGGGUGUCAGAUUCGCGCCUUAUAGUAGGGAGUAUGAUGGGUUGGAGGCGGAUUUGAAGGAUGCUGACCUGGCGGUGGAUGGAGGGCUGUGGGGCCACGUGGACGAUUUUGGUUGGCUGCGUGCUGUGCCGUCGCCGAAUUGGUCGGUUAUCCCUGAGGAAGAGAGGAAGAGCUUUACAGAGGCGUGA
Molecule: messenger RNA, 1212 nt
Organism: Closterium sp. Yama58-4
Lineage: Eukaryota; Viridiplantae; Streptophyta; Zygnematophyceae; Desmidiales; Closteriaceae
Source: the annotation of a GenBank genome assembly